CAUGGCUGGACCUACAACUCCCACUCUCAUCGUCCCUGGAGCUGUCGGUAGAGAAGAUGGCAGCGACACUGCCACCUGCUUCCUCGUCGUCCUCACAACAGACCAUCACCACUCGCCUUCACAUCUCUGGACUCUCACCCACACUCUGCUCCCUUCAGGACCUCACCAAUCGCUUCACACCCUACGCAUCCGUCCUUUCCAUUUCACACUGGCCACCCACCAAUGACGCACUCGGACAGCCUCACAACUGGGCAUUCGUCACUCUCAAUGGUAGCAGGGACAAAAUUAGGAAAUGCGUCAACACACUGAGCGGCACCGUCUGGAAGGGCAGCAAAGUCCGGAUUGGGGAAGCGAAGAAGGACUUUAAGGGAGGCUUUGGGGAGGGGAGUGAGCAGGUAGAGGGCUGGGCGAGACUUAAUGAAGAUAAGAUCAAAGCUCCAGCUGAGGGACAAGACGGUUGUGAAGAUGGUGAAGGAGAAGAGAAGAAGAAAAAGAAGAGGAAGAGGAGAAUUGCCAAUGGCAGGGAGGAACAAAGAGUUAGCAGAGGACAGAUCAUUACCGAAGAGGACGUAAAGGCGGGUAAAGUCUGGGGCUGGCGCAUUACUCCAGCUGGUCACCUCAUCCGGCCCCUUCAGAUGAGACCCACCCACCCCCUCCCUAUUGCUACCGCCCCAACGCCCUCUGCGUCCGCCUCAGCUUCCAAGACGAAGCGCCGGAAAAAGGCCAAGGAGCCGGCCGCACCCAAAUCAGCCACAAUCAGUCGAGCAAAGAAUCAGCUGAUAGACCCUGCGAGGUAUGGGGCCAUCCAUCUCUCUGGCGAGACACUAGAGGAAGCGGCUAAUGGCCAAGACACAAUGGCAGGCACAGGCGAGCUAUGGGUCUGUGAGGAGGUGGAAGGAGAGGAAGGCAAGGUACGAUGGGUCAGAAGCGGUGGUGAACAGGUGGAAGAGGUACGGACUGCAGGCUACAAGGCAGUGCCUCAAGAGUCUCUCGCCCCUCUUCAGCAAGAAGUGGAGCAGAGAUCGGAGGUCAGCUCGAGCUCGAGCUCGAGCUCUUCGUCUGCUUCUACCAGCUCAGAGUCGACUUCGGACUCGGACUCGGACUCGAGCUCGGAGUCAAAUUCAGACUCGGACUCCCAUGUCGAUAUGAGCAAGCCUAUCAAAGCUGUCAGCGCAGCUCAACCUUCUAUCGCUGAGCCGCUGUUCUCUGCUCAGCCUGUAGCAGUUGGCAACGACGUCACCGAAGAUGCGGACAGCUCCGAUGAUGAUGAUGAUGAUGAUGAUGAUGAUGGCGGCGACGACGACAACAAUGAUGAAGACGUUGCCGACGGCACCUUUCAGCUCUCUCACUAUGACCCGCAAGAAGACGAUGCCUUCUCAGAAGGGUACAACGAAGAUGCCCUUCCGGCCACUGCUGCGGUACGUCAGACGAUCCCUCUGGCGGAGAAGACGCCGCAAGAAAAGGAGAGAGAACUCAAGCUGCUCAAAGAGAUGUUCGGCAGCAGUGGGCUCGUGAAAGUCGACGGAGCAAAGGCAGAGAGUAAGAAAGCAAAAGCUCAAAAGAAAGCCGCGAUGCAGCAACCGGUGGAUGAAGAUGAUGAUGAGGAGGAGGAGGGAGAGUGGUGGAAACAGCUCAAAGGCGACGGUGACACCGACGUAGUCGAAGUAGUCUCGCAAACCGACUCAGACGAGGCAGGAGACCAGCAGCAGACAUCGGCCGUGCAAGUCGACGAGCCCGAGUCGGCUGCCCAAACAAGCAGCCCAUCGCCUCCUUCACCUCCUCCGCCUGCCCAACAGAAAGGUAAAGACUUGCCUACCUCUGCACCUCCAGUCCUAUCCAAGCGAGCUGCUCUACUCGCUCAGAUGAAAGCCACCUCUGCGAGCACCUCCACUCCAGCUGCUGUGAAGCCAUUCCAGCCCGUUCAGAGGUACGAGCCGGCCAGCGUGCCUGUCCCGUCGACAGGCGAUGACACUGAAGCCCCACAGCAGUCUAGUAUUGCGUCGAUUGCUUCUGCCAGUUCUUCUGCAGUGCCGACAUCGGCCACGACCGCUACCGCACCAGCCUCCGCGAUCAUCGCCGCCGCCGGACCUUCAGAAGUCAAGAUGGGAAGCCUCAAGGACAUGUUCAAGCCGCAGGCGGGGGGCGGCGCCUCCUCCUUCUCGCUCUUUGGCUCCGGUGCUGCAGGCACAGCUACCGGCUGGGGAAUUGGUGAGGAUGAGCUAGACGAGGACUUCGACUUCGGGUUCGAUGACGGGGAGGAGGAGCAAGGAGCCGCUUCAAACGCUAGUGGUGGGCAAGCACAGAGCAGUGUAUCGGGCGAGGGAGUGAGGGCUCGAAUGUGGGGACAACGCACUUCCGCUGAGGGGGCAGGUCAAGCUGGCUCCACCAAUAGCCAACUUCCCUCGAGCGGUCCUCCCCCCUUCUUCUUUCCGCGCUUCGAUAAUGAUCCUCGCGACCCCGUGACGCUAUUGCAGCGUCCACCCUCCCACUCCCACUCCCACUCCCACUCCUCAAACAGCAGCAAUGCCCCUCUGCAACCCUUUUGGCGCACCGAAUCCCCCGCAGACCUCGAGGCGCUCUGGGCCUCGCGUAAAGUGGAGCUCACACAGGACUAUAAGCGUCGUCAUCGUGAGGCGGUCAAGAAGAAGAGGAGAAGAGUGACGGGCUCGCGACGCGCUGGAGAAGGGAUGGGAGUAGGAGUUGCUUCGAGGAGAUUAAAGUGAGGAGAUGCAGAUCUGUAUUUGCGCUAUUGAUGUUUGUUUGAAUAAUUUUGGAUUGCAGCAGAGGAGUGCGUUGCAUUACAGGAGACCGACAGAAAUUGCAACAGAGC
This is a messenger RNA of Microstroma glucosiphilum, 2830 nucleotides long. RefSeq lists its product as hypothetical. Bases 57 to 2723 code for a protein of 888 amino acids. Lineage: Eukaryota; Fungi; Basidiomycota; Exobasidiomycetes; Microstromatales; Microstromataceae. The transcript has 2 exons. Gene Ontology annotation, molecular function: nucleic acid binding. The record is from RefSeq and is a predicted model, not a curated record.